Thyridium curvatum is the source of this 2469-nucleotide messenger RNA. RefSeq lists its product as uncharacterized. The coding region runs from base 1 to 2469 and encodes 822 amino acids. Gene Ontology annotation, biological process: positive regulation of proteasomal ubiquitin-dependent protein catabolic process; ubiquitin-dependent protein catabolic process; protein polyubiquitination. The transcript is spliced from 4 exons. Gene Ontology annotation, molecular function: ubiquitin conjugating enzyme binding; ubiquitin protein ligase activity; zinc ion binding. Lineage: Eukaryota; Fungi; Ascomycota; Sordariomycetes; Thyridiales; Thyridiaceae. The record is from RefSeq and is a predicted model, not a curated record. Gene Ontology annotation, cellular component: ubiquitin ligase complex; cytoplasm.
AUGCCGCUGUUGACGAGAUCGUCGACGGCGCCGAACAGGAGGAGCACUUAUGAGGCUUGGAACUCCAAUUCCUACGAUGAUGACCUCUCCCACUCCGACAGCCGGAGAAGCAGCUCUCGCAGAGACAUGAGCCCGCCAUCGCACCUGUACCGCUCCACGCCAGACUCGAGACGCUCCUCGCCGCGCACCUCGGUCUGUGAGUCAGAAGGAGAGACUGAGCUGACCGCAUCCACCCAAGACAACAGAGGCCGCGGGAAAGGGCCCGACAUCAUUCCAGACAAGUCGGUUCUUGCCGACCGCCUCCGGCCCAGGAGCAAACGCCGCCGCCGCCGCACGAGGCCGGAAGACGUGAUAUUCGAGGAGGAGCUUGACCAUCGCGACCCCGACCCAAGGCCCCCACCGUCGCUUGACCGCCAUAGAUCGCCGUCCCGGCACUCGUCGGAUCGCCAUCAUCACCGCCACCACAGCUCUCACCGACAUCACCGAGCUCCUGUCGAGGAGAGGGAUCCUCACCUCCGCUCAUCGUCUAGAAGGUCGUCCUCACGUUACUAUGAAGCCGAAGUUCGAUACCCAGAGAAGCCCGCGCUUCUUAGGCGGUCAAACACCACGGGUGGUCCCCAUGAUACGCAAAGUGUAAGCUCAUCAAGACGUUCCUCAAGAUUGUUGAAGGGCUUCUUCGGUUUAUCACAUCAGCACACCCGCCCCUCGUCUCGCAAGCCUGUCAAACACGUCGAGUGCGUUGUUUGUAUGGAUGGCCUACCCCGGCAGAAGGUGGCCAAGCUUCGGUGCGGCCACUCAAUGUGUCACUCAUGCCUCAAGCGGAGCUUCAAACUCUCCAUCACAGACCCCCAGCACAUGCCGCCCCGAUGUUGCACCAAAGAUCACAUCCCCCUGAAACAUGUUGAUCGCUUGUUUAACGCGCAAUUCAAAAAGACAUGGAACGAGAAAUAUCGCGAGUACUCCACCCGCAACCGUGUCUACUGCCCGUCGCGAAAGUGCGGCGAAUGGAUCCCACCCGAAGACAUCCAUCGCGACGAAGGCAAAAAAUGUGCCCGGUGCCACCACUGCAAGACCAAGAUCUGCUGCCAGUGCCAUGGAAAAUGGCACAGCUCUGGAGACUGCCCGAGAGACGAAGACACCAACGAGGUGCUGCGACAAGCGAAGAAGGAGGGCUGGAAGAGAUGCUACAAGUGCAAGAGCCUGGUUGAACGCAACGAGGGAUGCAACCAUAUGAUGUGCCGAUGCGGAGCAGAGUUCUGUAUGGUAUGUGGUAACAAGUGGAGGACCUGUGACUGUCAGUGGCUCAACUACGACGACGUUGAAAAUGACCGCCUUGCACACAUGCAAAUCCCCAUGGACAUCCGGGCGAACCCUAUGGGCCCGAUGCCGCUGCAACCUCGAGACCACAUGCCGGCCAUGCAGCCGCCUCCGUUUGCCCCGAUGCCGAUGGUGGUAAACCACAUGUCCCCCCACACUCCACCUCAUACUCCUCAUGCACCUCCUCAUGUAAAUGCCCAUGUAUACGACGAUGACAGGAGGCGUCGGAUGCCACAGGAGCAGGAUGACGACGCACUAGCUCGGAGGCUGCAAGCUGUGCCACUUGAUGAUGACUUUCGGGGUGGUAUGGGCGACCCGAUGGGCAUGGGGCAUCAGGCAGGCCCUUUUGCGAGCGAAGAUUACAGACGGGGUCCUAUGAACCCAUUGGCGCCAGCGGCACCGACGCCGCCUCCGGCCGCAGCUCCUCCUGUGCAACACGCUGCCACGCUCGAGAGGUCAAACUCUGCGACGGAUUACAUAUCCGGCGUGAACAAGGCGCGAGGCGUGUUCGCGCCGGGCAUGGAAAGACGACUCGCAGAUCGGUUCAGCACGGAGCCCAGGACGAGCCCGACGCACCGCCAUGCUCCGACUGGGUUUGGCCCGCCUCCACCUCCGCCAGGUGCAAUGAUUCACACGCAGCCCUCCAUGUCUGCCUUGCCCAUGCAGUCCAUGCAGCCCAUGCAGCCCAUGCAGCCCAUGCCGUCUAUGCCAUCCAUGCCAUCAAUGCAAUCCAUGUCUAUGCCGCCCAUGUCCAUGCCCACGGCUCCAGUCCCGCCACCGGCGGUACCGGGCUACCCCUCGUCACCGAGGAGGCACAGCGUGGCAGAUCCGGAAUACUACGACAGCCCGCGACGGCACAGGCAGAGAUCGUCGGAACGGCCCAGUGCCAACUACAGCCGGCGGCGGGAGAUCUACGAAGAGGAUGCGGAGGACGCGGAGGAGGAGCGGCCGCGGACGUCGAGCCGCAGCCGCAGACGACAUCACCACCACCGGCAGCACCAGCGCGAGGAACCCGAGAUCAAGAGCUCGAUGCUCGCGGGGCUCACUGGACCCGGAGCCGGGAUGAACAGGGUCUUUGAGUGGAGAAACCACGUCGAGCCCGGCCCGCCGGAGGAAGGCCAGCAGCUGCCCCCGGCGUCGACGCGGUCCUGA